Molecule: messenger RNA, 3773 nt
Organism: Macaca mulatta (Rhesus monkey)
Lineage: Eukaryota; Metazoa; Chordata; Mammalia; Primates; Cercopithecidae
Source: RefSeq, a predicted model, not a curated record
ACUUUAGGUAAGAAUAUGAAAACUCAACCACACUUGAGCAGGAUGAACCGGGAGGAAUUGGAGGACAGUUUCUUUCGACUUCGUGAAGAUCACAUGUUGGUGAAGGAGCUUUCUUGGAAGCAACAGGAUGAGAUCAAAAGGCUGAGGACGACCUUGCUGCGGUUGACCGCUGCUGGCCGGGACUUGCGGGUCGCGGAGACGGCGGCGCCGCUAACGGAGACCACAAGGCGCGGGCAGAACGCAGGGUGGCGGCAGCGCCUCUCCAUGCACCAGCGCCCCCAGAUGCACCGACUGCAAGGGCAGUUGCACCGCCUCGGCUCCGCUGGCCCCCGCCGCGCCCAGCCUCGCGUCCACGUGGGACACAGACAGCUCCACACAGCCGGUGCACCGGUGUCGGAGAAACCCAAAAGGGGGCCAAGGGACAGGCUGAGCUACACAGCCCCUCCAUCGUUUAAGGAGCAUGCGACAAAUGAAAACGGAGGUGAAAUAGCCAGUGAACACAGCGAACUUGCCCACACCAUGGCCAGCAAUACCAUGCAAGUGGAAGAGCCACUCAAGUCUCCUGAGAAAAUGUGGCCUAAAGAUGAAAAUUUUGAACAGAGAAGCUCAUUGGAGUGUGCUCAGAAGGCUGCAGAGCUUCGAGCUUCCAUUAAAGAGAAGGUAGAGCUGAUUCGACUUAAGAAGCUCUUACAUGAAAGAAAUGCCUCAUUGGUUAUGACAAAAGCACAAUUAACAGAAGUUCAAGAGGCAUACGAAACCUUGCUCCAGAAGAAUCAGGGAAUCCUGAGUGCAGCCCAUGAGGCCCUCCUCAACCAAGUGAAUGAGCUCAGGGCAGAGCUGAAGGAAGAAAGCAAGAAGGCUAUGAGCUUGAAGAGCCAACUGGAAGAUGUGUCUAUCUUGCAGAUGACUCUGAAGGAGUUUCAGGAGAGAGUUGAAGAUUUGGAAACAGAACGAAAAUUGCUGAAUGACAAUUAUGACAAACUCUUAGAAAACAUGCUGGACAGCAGUAGUCAGCCCCACUGGAGCAACGAGCUCAUAGCAGAACAGCUGCAGCAGCAAGUCUCUCAGCUGCAGGAUCAGUUGGAUGCUGAGCUGGAGGAGAAAAGAAAAGUUUUACUUGAUCUGUCCAGGGAGAAAGCCCAAAAUGAGGAUCUGAAGCUUGAAGUCACCAACAUACUUCAGAAGCAUAAACAGGAAGUAGAGCUCCUCCAAAAGGCAGCCACAAUUUCCCAACCUCCUGACAGCCAAUCUGAAGCAGCCACUCACCCAGCUGUGUUCCAAGAGAAUACUCAGAUCCAGCCAAGUGAACCCAACAACCAAGAAGAAAAGAAACUGUCCCAGGUGCUAAAUGAGUUGCAAGUAUCACAUGCAGAGACCACACUGGAACUAGAAAAGACCAGGGACAUGCUUAUUCUGCAGCGCAAAAUCAACGUGUGUUAUCAGGAGGAACUGGAGGCAAUGAUGACAAAAGCUGACAAUGAUAAUAGAGAUCACAAAGAAAAGCUGGAGAGGUUGACUCGAUUACUAGACCUCAAGAAUAACCGUAUCAAGCAGCUGGAAGGUAUUUUAAGAAGCCAUGACCUUCCAACAUCUGAACAGCUCAAAGAUGUUGCUUAUGGCACCCGACAGUUGUCAUUAUGUUUGGAAACACUGCCAGCCCAUGGAGAUGAGGAUAAAGUGGAUAUUUCUCUGCUGCAUCAGGGUGAGAAUCUUUUUGAACUGCACAUCCACCAGGCCUUCCUGACAUCUGCCGCCCUAGCUCAAGCUGGAGAUACCCAACCUACCACUUUCUGCACCUAUUCCUUCUAUGACUUUGAAACCCACUGUACCCCGUUAUCUGUGGGGCCACAGCCCCUCUAUGACUUCACCUCCCAGUAUGUGAUGGAGACAGAUUCCCUUUUCUUACACUACCUUCAAGAGGCUUCAGCCCGGCUUGAUCUACACCAGGCUGUGGCCAGUGAACACAACACUCUUGCUGCAGGAUGGAUUUGCUUUGACAGGGUGCUAGAGACUGUGGAGAAAGUCCAUGGCUUGGCCACACUGAUUGGAGCUGGUGGAGAAGAGUUCGGGGUUCUAGAGUACUGGAUGAGGCUGCGUUUCCCCAUAAAACCCAGCCUACAGGCAUGCAAUAAACGAAAGAAAGCCCAGGUCUACCUGUCAACCAAUGUGCUUGGAGGCCGGAAGGCCCAGGAAGAUGAGUUCAGAUUGGAGUCUUGGGAACCUCAGAACGAGCUGCAGAUUGAAAUCACCAAGUGCUGUGGCCUCCGGAGUCGAUGGCUGGGAACUCAACCCAGUCCAUAUGCUGUGUACCGCUUCUUCACCUUUUCUGACCAUGACACUGCCAUCAUUCCAGCUAGUAACAACCCCUACUUUAGAGACCAGGCUCGAUUCCCGGUGCUUGUGACCUCUGACCUGGACCAAUAUCUGAGACGGGAGGCCCUGUCUAUACAUGUUUUUGAUGAUGAAGACUUAGAGCCUGGCUCAUAUCUUGGCCGAGCCCAAGUGCCUUUACUGCCUCUUGCAAAAAAUGAAUCUAUCAAAGGUGAUUUUAACCUCACUGACCCUGCAGAGAAACCCAACGGGUCUAUUCAAGUGCAACUGGAUUGGAAGUUUCCCUACAUACCCCCUGAGAGUUUCCUGAAACCAGAAGCUCAGACUAAGGGGAAGGAUACCAAGGACAGUUCAAAGAUCUCAUCUGAAGAGGAAAAGGCUUCAUUUCCUUCCCAGGACCAGAUGGUACCUCCUGGGGUUCCCGUUGAAGCUGGUCAGUAUCAAGCAAGGAGAAAAUCUCCUCAUGGGGGAGAAAGAAAGGAAAAGGAGCACCAGGUUGUGAGCUACUCAAGAAGAAAACAUGGCAAAAGAAUAGGCGUUCAAGGGAAGAAUAGAAUGGAGUAUCUUAGCCUUAACGUCUUAAAUGGAAAUACACCAGAGCAGGUGAAUUACACUGAGUGGAAGUUCUCAGAGGCUUACAGUUCCAUAGGUGAUGGCUUUAAAAAUGAGCCAGAGGAAGAGGAAAUGACAUUAUCCCAUUCAGCACUGAAACAGAAGGAACCUCUACAUCCUGUAAAUGAUAAAGAAUCCUCUGAACAAGGUUCAGAAGUCAGUGAAGCACAAACUACAGAUAGUGAUGACGUCAUAGUGCCACCCAUGUCUCAGAAAUAUAAGGCAGAUUCAGAGAAGAUGUGCAUUGAAAUUGUCUCCCUGGCCUUCUACCCAGAGGCAGAAGUAAUGUCUGAUGAGAACAUAAAACAGGUGUACGUGGAGUACAAAUUCUACGACCUACCCUUGUCGGAGACAGAGACUCCAGUAUCCCUAAGGAAGCCUAGGGCAGGAGAAGAAAUCUACUUUCACUUUAGCAAGGUAAUAGACCUGGACCCACAGGAGCAGCAAGACCGAAGGCAGUUUCUGUUCGACGUGCUGACUGGACAAGAUCCUGAUCAAGGACAUUUAAAGUUUACAGUGGUAAGUGAUCCUCUGGAUGAAGAAAAGAAAGAAUGUGAAGAAGUAGGAUAUGCGUAUCUUAAACUGUGGCAGAUCCUGGAGUCAGGAAGAGAUAUUCUAGAGCAAGAGCUAGACAUUGUUAGCCCUGAAGAUCUGGCUACCCCAAUAGGAAGGCUGAAGGUUUCCCUUCAAGCAGCUGCUGUCCUCCAUGCUAUUUACAAGGAGAUGACUGAAGAUUUGUUUUCAUGAAGGAACAAGUGCUAUUCCAAUCUAAAAGUCUCUGAGGGAACCACAGUAAAAAGUCUUAUAAAGUUAACUUGCUAUAACAUGAA